Molecule: messenger RNA, 1026 nt
Organism: Lichtheimia ornata
Lineage: Eukaryota; Fungi; Mucoromycota; Mucoromycetes; Mucorales; Lichtheimiaceae
Exons: 2
Coding region: 1-1026 (341 amino acids)
Source: RefSeq, a predicted model, not a curated record
AUGUCCACUCCAUUCUUUGUAUCUUCGAACGAAAUCCUUCUUGGUGACAACCUAUUUGCCAAUUCAACAGAAUGUGCCAAUACCACUACCAAUACUACUUGUAUUCCCAACAACCAACAACAGGACCCUACUAUCAUGUCUACUUCUUGUUUUCCUCAUGAAUACGAUCCUACCAUUACUACAGGAUCACUAUCACCUUCCUCUGCUGCUGUUCCCAUUGCUAUUCCUUCCACUACAAAUCACUCUACCCUUUCUUACUCUCAUCCCCACAAUAACAGUUUGCUGUCACCAUUUUCUGCAAGCGACGAGAGCCUGUAUUCAUUUUCACCUGAAAAUGAUACCAGCUUUGCUCCUUCUUCAUUUGGAUCAUCCAUGGCUGAUUUGAUGUUUACCGAUGACACCACCACCACCACCAAUGUCAGUAACAACACAACAAUGCUGCAGGAUCAGCAUGACUUUUGCCUUAACGAAUUGCUUGGCAGCCCUGUGUCAUUCAACAUGCAGCCAUCCUCUUUUGAUCAGCAGCAAAUGUCAAUUUCAUCACCUGCCAUGAGUAGCACCAGUAGCUGUAUGCUUAUGCAACAUGAUAUGGUGUCGCCCGCUAUGUCACAUUUUGAAACCACCCCGUUCCUGGAUCACAUGGAGCUAGGCACCACCUCUCUUACAACUCCUCAAAUGGGUUAUCUUGAUCCUACUAGCAUGAUGGCGCCAUCAACUAUGUCUUUACCAUCAUCAUCAUCAUCACCAUCUUCUUCAUCUUCAUCGGGCACAAAGAAACGUCGUCGAGGAACUGGUCCACGUAUCCAUUAUUGUCCCCAUUGUCCUCACACAAGCAACCGUGCCAAUAACAUGAAGGAGCAUGUCCUUACUCAUGAUCCCAAUCGUCCCAAGAAUCAUCUUUGCCCUUUGUGUGGCAAGCGAUUUGCUCGAAAGCACGAUAUGAAACGUCAUGCAAAAUCACCACACCCUUCACCGGUAUCUUGCAAUGCCUCAACCUUGUCGUCGUCACCCUCAUUCCAGCUGUAA